Saxophila tyrrhenica is the source of this 2544-nucleotide messenger RNA. RefSeq names its product DNA polymerase alpha accessory factor Mcl1 (gene mcl1). Gene Ontology annotation, cellular component: nuclear replication fork. Gene Ontology annotation, molecular function: protein binding; chromatin binding. Lineage: Eukaryota; Fungi; Ascomycota; Dothideomycetes; Mycosphaerellales; Extremaceae. The record is from RefSeq and is a predicted model, not a curated record. The transcript has 2 exons. Gene Ontology annotation, biological process: DNA repair; mitotic cell cycle; DNA-templated DNA replication. Bases 1 to 2544 code for a protein of 847 amino acids.
AUGUCUCAACCUCAUGUCCAGAGAACGUUUCUAACAUCGGACUAUACCAUGGCUUCCAGACUGCGUGGACGACCGGCGCAUGCCCCAGGACCAACAUAUUGCAGCUACUCCAACAAUGGCAGCAAACUUGUCACCGUCGGCUCGAACAGUCUGCUCCGCGUCUUCCCACACAACUCUGACGACGAACCACCGGUGAUAGACGUAUGGACGGACAACCACUUUGCUGUCGCAGCUGCCAACGACUUCUUCCUUGUCGGGUCUGAAGAUGGCUCUGUUACGAAGUACUCCUUGCUCACCAACAGCUUGGAGGAGAUUCUCAUCAGGUGUACUCUGCCGAUUCGGGAUAUUGCAUUGUCCCCUGAUAGUCAGUGGGCUGCGGUGGCGAGCGAUGAAAUCGAAGUCAAGGUCGUCAGCACGAAAGACAUGACACAAGUGUUCUACUUACGGGAACACCCACGCUCCGCGAAGAACGUUUCGUUCGAUGUGAACAACAGCACCGUCGCAGUUUCGUGUACAGACGGGCUCAUCUACAUCUACUCCAUCAGCUCAGAGCAGCCGCAACUUCUCAAGCGAAUCGACGGCUUGAUUAAGAUCCUGGAGAACGACGCAGACGCCAGCGCGAGAGCCAUCUGGCACCCGGAUGGCAGAGCUUUUGCGGCUCCAACUGCGACGAGAGAUCUGCAGGUGGUUGCUCGAGCAGAUUGGAAGCUGCAGAAAGCUUUCAAAGGCGGGCAUCGUGGCGACAUCACAGCUGCAGCGUGGUCGCCAAAUGGCGCGUUGCUUGCAACUGCUGGAGCUGACAAGAGUCUUGUGCUCUGGGAGACGAGAUCGCAGAAGAUCAUCAAGUCAUUUGACGAUAUUCAAGAUGUCAUUCUGUGCCUGCAGUGGCACCCGACCGACAAUGUCUUGUCCUACACCAACACCAACGGCGAACUGUUCAUGAGAGCGGAAGUGGUACCAGGCGAACAUGCAAAGCUGCUCAAGGUCGCUCUUCAACCUGCGCCUAUGAACGGCGAUCCUCUGUCGGACGUCUCAGGUAAUGCAAUAAGGGCACCACCAGGCCACGGUAAGCCUGGCGUCAAUGGCUGGGAUGGACCCUCAGAGAACGACUAUGUCGACAGCUUAUUGGACGAUGCUAUGUCGCAGGAUGGUGCCGACUUCAUCGAAGAUGAUGACGGGGCCGGCUAUGCUGAAGCGCCGAACCGCAACGGCAAGCGUAUUGCCAACAGCAUCGAGGGGCCGAUCGCGAAGCGGCCUGCAGCGUACUCGGUGUGGCAGCCGAGGGUUCACGAAGCAUUCCAGCCUGGAAGUACCCCUUGGAAGGGCAACCGACGGUACCUCUGCUUGAACCUCACGGGCUUUGUCUGGACGGUGGAUCAAGAGACGCACAACACCGUCACCGUCGAGUUCUAUGACCGCCAGGAGCAUCGUGACUUCCACUUCACUGAUCCUUACUUGUACGACAAAGCCUGCUUGAACGAGAAAGGCACGCUCUUUUCUUGUCCACCAUCCGCUCAGCAUCCGGCAGUGAUUUACUACCGACCGCACGAGAGCUGGACAUCUCGAACAGACUGGCGCAUCAACAUGCCUGCCGGCGAGAAGAUCACCUCAAUAUCCCUAAGCGACUCCUGUAUCGUCGCCACCACAACAGCCGGCUACGUCCGGAUCUACAGCCUGUACGGCCUGCCGCUCAAGAUGUACCGCCAAAAGAGCACACCAGCAGUCACCUGCGCCAGCUGGCGCGACUACGUAAUGACCAUCGGCAACGGCCCCGUCGGCGGCGACGGCUCCACACGCCUCCUCUACACGAUCGAGAACGUCAAGCGCGACGAAACAUACCAAAGCGAAGACAUCCUCGCCCUCCCCGACGGCUUCGAAUUGAAAAGCGUCUUCUUCAGCGACAAAGGCGACCCCUGCAUCUACGACAGCGAAGGCGUCCUCCUCAUCCUCCAACACUGGCGCACCCCGGGGCAAGCAAAAUGGGUCCCACUCCUCGACACCAGAACCCUCGACCGGCUAGCAAGCGGCAAGAAGGAAGAAAGCUACUGGCCCGUCGCGGUAGCGAACAACAAAUUUCACUGCAUCAUCCUCAAAGGCGGCGAAGCGUACCCCUACUUCCCCCGCCCCUUACUCUCCGACUUCGACUUCCGCAUCCCCAUCUCCGCCCCCGAAGACGACGACGCGGAGCUGACGCACGGCAAUCAGCUGGAAGAGCAAUUCGUGCGCAAAGCGCUCGAGCACUCGCUGCAGCUCGAUCUCGUGGAGAACACCAACGCGACGCACGCGCAGAAGCAGGAAGUUCCCGUCUUGGAGCGGGAGGUGGAUAAAGUGUUACUGCAGCUGCUGGCGAAUGAGUGUCGGGAGGGCGAGGAGAGGGGCAUGAAGGCGCUGGAGAUUGCGACGUUGAUGCGGGAUCGGACGGGCAAGAUGCUGGAGGCGGCUGGGAAGGUGGCGCAGCGGUUUCAGAGGGAUGUGUUGGCGGAGAAGAUUUUGGAGGUGGCGGAGAGGCGAUUGGUGGGGAUUGUGGAUGAUGAUGAUGUGUGA